AUGGAGGAGGAGUUGACAAGAGCGAGGCUCGAGGAGAUUAUCAAAAAGUGUUUUAAAGAAAGAACUCUUGCUCCUGUUCACGAAUUUGUGACAGCUACCGAAUUGACAAUUUUGUGUAAAAUGGCCAUUCCCAUAUUUUCACACGAAACCUCACUCCUCUUUAUCAACGCGCCACUCCAUGUGAUCGGUGACCUUCACGGACAAUUUACUGAUUUGCUCAAAUUUCUCGACCAAACUGAUAUACAGACAGACAAAUUUUUGUUUUUAGGGGAUUACGUUGACAGAGGACCGAGGUCUGUGGAUGUUGUUUUGUUGGUAUUUGCGUUAAAAGUAUUAUACCCUGACAGGUUUUUUCUCUUAAGGGGAAAUCAUGAAUCGGAAAAUGUGAAUCACCUAUAUGGAUUUUAUGACGAAUGUAAACGACGAUUUGAUGUGAGAGUGUGGCGGUGUUUUUGUGAAGCGUUUCGAUAUCUUCCCGUGUCUGCAUUAAUCGAAGGAAAGAUUUUGUGUUUACAUGGGGGGCUUUCAAAAUCGAUGACCGACUUAUCGUGUUUGAUGCAAAUAGUAAGACCAACAAAUAUACCGGGAGAAGGACUUUUGUGCGACGUUGUGUGGUCUGAUGUAUCUGAUGAACAUAUGGGAUGGUGUGACAAUGCAAGAGGUACGUCAUACACAUUUGGAAGAGAUGUUGUCGAGGAGUUUAUGAAGAAGAAUGGCAUUGAGUUGUUAUGUCGAGCACACCAAAUGGUAGAUGAGGGCUUUUCGUUCUGUUUUGACAACAAAGUCCUCACCCUCUUUAGUGCACCAAAUUAUUGUAACAGUUUUAAUAAUUGUGGUGCUAUGAUGAAUGUCGACGAGAACUUAAGAUGUGAUUUUGUUAGACUACGACCGGAUGAUGCGGAUGUUGAUUGA
This is a messenger RNA of Entamoeba invadens IP1, 912 nucleotides long. RefSeq names its product serine/threonine protein phosphatase PP1 isozyme, putative. Gene Ontology annotation, molecular function: protein serine/threonine phosphatase activity. NCBI's taxonomy places the organism in Eukaryota, Evosea, Mastigamoebida, Endamoebidae. The coding region runs from base 1 to 912 and encodes 303 amino acids. The record is from RefSeq and is a predicted model, not a curated record. Gene Ontology annotation, cellular component: nucleus; cytoplasm. The transcript has 2 exons.